This is a messenger RNA of Malassezia pachydermatis, 7179 nucleotides long. Its product is annotated as rho gtpase-activating protein. Lineage: Eukaryota; Fungi; Basidiomycota; Malasseziomycetes; Malasseziales; Malasseziaceae. The transcript has 9 exons. The record is from RefSeq and is a predicted model, not a curated record. The coding region runs from base 1 to 7179 and encodes 2392 amino acids.
AUGUAUACGCCGCGGCUUGUACGGAUUCACAAGGGCCAGCGAGAAGGAUUGUGCCCAAUAUGUAUGGAGAAUGGCAUGAGGAUGGCAUUUUACCGACUGCGUGACUCCACGUAUGCGACGCAUCUUCAGUACACGCAUGGGAUUAGCGCAAAACGACGUCUACCUUUUGAUGCGCCGCUGGAUGUGCAGCAGCAAGGAUCAGUGUCGUCGCAUGGCAUGCAUACGUAUGCACUCUGCGGCCAAUGCAGCACAUAUGUGGACCUCGGAGUAGGAACACGCACGCACAAGGCACUUCGACGUGCAUGGUGGAAACACGCACACUCGUGCCAUACGUACGCGAGUGUGGAAACGCUGUCGCUCGCGGAGCAGUUAUCGCUUCUUGCCACUUGGUUCGCGCCGAUAUCUGUGCCGAUGCGUGGCGAUAUCCACCACGCCGGCCCCGCCGACCUUGUAACAGCGCGAGAACGAGAUCGAUUAGACUCUGUAGCCGCCUCCGCUAUGGAGUGGCUGGCUUUGCAUCCGGAGGAGGAUACGAAGUCGAGAGAAGCGCCGGCGCGCGCUUCGUCCCAGGGCGGUGCGUCUGCGGAGCCCACCCGCUCGCCUCAGGUCCUGGACGCGGACAUGUCACGACCUCUUCCUAGCCUUCCGAGUGAGGCGCGGCUGGCCGCGCCAAGCACGACUUCGUCUACGACAGGCGGGCGUACGAUGCCUGGUAGCACGGUCAGGCCUGUCUCCGCGUCGUCGACCCAGCGGAUGGACACGAAGGCGCCCACGCCAGCGGCUACCGCGUCGGUAGCCUCGCCGGAUACACCGUCGACCAACCCCUUCUUGCGCUCACCAGUGCAGCCGUCGUCCCAACAAGCGUCUCAGACCACGACCACGACCACCUCGAAGCCGUCGCAGCCGCCGGUGUAUGGAUACACAGGCAAGGCAUGGGAGCAGCCGUUGGAUUUGGAUCUGGUCACAGCGUAUGUUGUGCGCCUAAUCAAGAAGCUUCGUCAGCGCGGUGUAGAAGCGCCGAUGCUCUUGAGCUCUAUGGCGGUGGCCCUCUCGUCGUCGGACACGCAGCGUCUCCUGCAAGCUGUAAUCGAGUCGCUGCAGCGUCCCAGUGCGAAUGCCGAGAAGACACUGGACCAAGAGCUGCAAUUUGCCCCUGUCUAUUCUCUUGUGGCCGUGCUCAAGUGGAUGCUAGCGCGCCUUGGCCGCGUAGUAGCGGAACGUUCGCCGCCCAGUGAGGGGACAAAGCCGCUGGUGAUGUAUCGUGAGUUUGGCUUCGUGCCAUGGUCAGCGUACCUAGUCUGGCGGCAAGAGGAAGAAGCGGCGGCGUACCCUAUGGAUUCGUACAUCCACUUGACGCAGAUGCUCGAUGCGUCGGUUGGCCGCCUGCUGGAUGUGCUUAUGGACUUUUUCGCUCUCGUCGCGACGCACAGCAGUCAGAACCGUAUGAAGCCCAGUCAAGUUGGGCGCUACAUGGGUGUGCUACUCUUUGGAUUGCCGGAAGAUGCGAGCUUUGCCGAUACGUACGCGGGCUAUGUACGUGCGUCCAAUGCCACGGAGCACAUCUUGUUGGCGUUCAUGCGGUACCAUGUUUCUAUGGCCCCAUCGACAGCGAGUGUGCCACGUCGUCUGAUCCGUCUGAUUGGCCAUUACCCACACACGCUCUCGCCCAAUCUGGAUGCAUCGUCCACCUCCGUGCAAGUGGUGCCCGCGACGUACGUCGCACGCCAUGUGCGUGAGUACGCCUUGGACCUGGUGCAUCCAACGGCAUGGCCGUCGACGUUGCAUGGCCUGGACGUCGCGCCAGAGUCGCGGAAGCUGCUGAACAUGGCGCCAGGUCGUACGCCACGCCCACGCACGUCGAUACAUCGCGGCACGGAGAGUGCGAAGGCGGCAACCGGCGAUGGCCGUGUGUCGCCUGUGAUGCAGCGUUGGCAUGAGUUUGCGUUUGACGGCUUCGACGAGCUGGAUACGUCGUUCCUCGAUUUCCAGGUACGCGACGAAACGGAGGCGACGACCGAUUCUACGCCGUGGCACCAAUUUGAAAAGCAAGGUUUUCCGCAGCGGCCUGCGUCGUCGUGGGAUGCGCUGAUGCGUUUGGAGCAGCCGCCGGCUGAUGCCCCGGCGCUGGGCAGUGCGAGUGCACAGCCGAUGUCCUCGGGCGACCCGCAUAUGUACCAUGGUGUAGCACUGCCGUUUGAGUACAGCAGUGAGCCGCACAUUGCGCCCACCGUCAUGGACCCCCUCUUUGCGGAGGUCUGGGCGGACUACCUGGUCGCGAAUGGGUGGAGUGCACGUGAUGAACGUGUGCACCGAGAGGCCUCGUUUGCGGUGCUGCAAUUGUCGCAGGAGGCCAGCACGGAGACGCACCUCGAUGGAUCGCCACGUACGCAGCCGGCCUGGUACAUUGUGGAAGAAGUUGUGCCGGCCGACUACCGCGCGACACUGGAUGCGGCUGGUCGGAUGCAGCGGCAUUCCCUGCCGAUGCUGCGCAAGCUCCAUCAGUUCCGUAUGGUACGCGCUGGCCAAGCGCCGGAAUCGACCGUGGCAGUGACGUACGAGUUUGUCACCGAAGCCGGCGAAGUGGCACGGACCGAGCCCAUGACAGGUCUCGCACCCGUCCCGCCGACGUGGGAGUCGUCGUCGGCGCCUGCUGAAGAGGUGCCAACGACAUCCGACGAGGCGGCUACUACCAAAGAGGUGCCGAAGACCGUUCACAGGACGCCAACUCCUGCGAAAGAGGCACCGACGGCUACUACGGACAUUGCGGCCGGUGGCAUGGCCGCGGCAGCUGGUGCGGCGGCAGCAUCGGCAACGGCAGCGACACCGGUCGACGCUCGUAGUGAGCACAGCGAGACGCUAUCCACAGCGCCGACACACGAACCCGAGUCGCAGCCGCCGCUAGCAAAGGAGCGCAAGCCCGUUGCGGCGCAAACCACGCCGUCGAGUGCCCCAUCAGCAGCCCAGGCAACGCAGGCAGGUGCGCCACGUACGAUCAUUCGACCUGUCACAACCUCGACAGCGCCGGAAGUGAUAGCUGUUUCGUCGCCUGGCGCAACGGCCGUCGCCGCUACGCAGGAAACACACGCCAUGACGCCGGACGUCACAAAGGAGGCAGCAUUGGCCGAGUCUACGCGACCGCAAUCGCCUACGAAUGGGCGCAAGCCAGCGCGCAAGCCUGUGCCGAGCGUGCCGAAAGAGCUGAUGGACGAGAAGCCUGCCGAGCCCACGCCAGCGCACGAACCCGUGGUUGGAUUGUGGGCACAGUCCCCGGAACUGCCUCAAGUCGAAGUAAUGGACGCACUCAAACCACCAGCGGCCGAGCGCACUACCUCGCCAGCGUUGGCCCCAACCGCCGAGCGCGAGGCUCGGCGCAAGUCGACGUCGUCGCCUCUUGAGCAUCGCCGUUCGUUCCUGGGGAUCUUGGGCUCGCAUACGCCCUCGACACCAGGCUCCAGUAGCCCACGUCAUUCCUGGGCACCGUUUACGCAUCGUUCUCAUACGCCUGGUGGUAACGACGUCGCAGGUGCGUCGUCCCGCCCGACGUCGCCUGGGCCGAACAUGCCGCCUCAUCUGCUCGGGCAGCUAAAGAAGAAAUCGUCCGAGUGGAUCGUGAAGGGCAAGAAGAGUUUCUUGCACAUGAGUCACCUGGGUCACGAGCACGAGGCGGAGCCGACGUCCCAAGCAGCGAUGGCAGGUCGUACAUCGCGAAGCGGUCAAGACACCCCGACGCCGCGCAUGUCCUCAGCAGCGUCGCCUGUGCCCCCCACCCAGCCUGCGCCACACCCAGUGUCGCCCCAGCCCCAGGAGCCGUCACCACGACCGCAGCUGCAGCGUAUGGCCAGUCCAACGACGACGACCAAGGUGGUGCCCCCACCACGUGUCGCUUCGCCAGCACUGGAGCGAUCCAUGGAGGCCCCGCCAGCGGUGAUUGUGCCUGUAUCUCCACAUGUGUCACAACCUCGUCCUACCGCGGCGGCGGAGGACGCGGCUGCGCCUUCCACCAUGCCCAAUACCACAGUGGCACCUGUGGUGGCGACAGCGCCCACCAGCGCCGCCAACACUGUGCCAUCGCCGACACCCGAGGUCGUGGCUGUGCCGAUGACCACGACGUCACAAGAGGGCAAGGUAUCGACAAACACAACGUCCCUACCAGUGGCUACUAAAGCCACUCAGGCACCAAAGGACACUACGGCCGUGUUGGCUACAAGCCCUCCUGGGGAGGACCCGACGACCUCGACGUCUGUGCGAGGGGCCCCCUCUCCUGUCGUGCUUGCCAAGGCGGAAAAGACAGGGAAGGCAGAGGCCGAGGCCGAGGUUGUGCCUCGCACCACAGUGACGCCAGCGCUUUCGUCGCCCCCAAUGAGUGACAAACGCAGCCAGCACCGACGAAGCCAGCAACUCGACAAGCCCACGCCACCUUUGCCUUCCGAGGCGGUGAUGCCAUCCAUGACGUCGUCGCCACGCUCGCCUGUGUCACCGUCGAUGGCCAAUGAGGUUGAAUCGCCGCCUAUGCGUGUACCAUCCAGGUCACAAUACAAGCGCAAGGCGACGCAGAUCCCGAAACAGAGCGGACGUGUGAUGUACACAGAAGUCGCCGACUUGGCCCCACCACCUGGUCAGGAUGUAUACCACCUUCCUGAGCCAAUGCCGCCCAAGCCCGUGGAGAAGACCACCCAUACCUAUGCACCUGUACGCACUCGUGCACCGAAGCCGGAGACAGCGACAUCGCCGAAGUCGGACACGUCAGCGUACUCCCAAGCCUCCUCGGUGUUGCCUGCGAAUGGAGCUACGGGUGUGGCGCCAGCGGCGUCUACCCCUCGCACCACAGCGGAGCGGCCCAUGUCGCCUACCUGGCCCAGCAUGGCCCGCUCUCCUUCUUCGCCUGUGCCGCCAUUGCCACAGGAGGCCAUGCAGGCCAAGGUGGACGAGCCUUUGCCGACGGUCGAGGAACAGGCGGUAGACGAUCUGCCAGUCGCGAAGAAAGAGACGCCGGUCUCGGAAGAGGACACUCCCUCCAAGGACAAGCCGUCGACGGUGGAGACAGUGCCGGCGGCUGUGGAGGAGGUGCCGUCGGGGUGGGAGACCCAGCAGGCAGAAGCGCCGUCCACGGUCGAAGAUGUGCCGACUGGGCUAGAGACGGUCCCAGACGAGCUUGUUAAGCCGGGUCCGGCAGCGAGCGAGACGCCUCUCACUACAGUGGACGAAAAUGCACCUUUGGCCGUGCCGAAACAAACGGCGCCGACGUGGUCCAUUCAUGCUAUGCAUUCCUUGUCGCCAUCGCUGUUGGCCCCUAUCGCGCGCAGCCCAUCAUCGAUUGCUGUGCAGAAUGUAGCCGCGCCCUUUACGAUGAUGCCCCCAGCAUCGCAGGCCCCGACACACGCUGAACCGUCCAAGACGACGUCGCCGUCCACGGUGUCAGAAUCGGUACCGCCUGCCGUGCCUGCUUCAACCAAUCCAUUCCAGCGUGUUUUGGAGGCUCAGACGACGCAUGCGGCCCGCGGCCCUACCUCCGAGACCGCACCGCUCAAGUCCAAGAAGGAAGCGGCAGAGCAACAAACGACUUCUUCGUCGCGUACAGCCAGUUUCAAGCUGCCAAAACCGGCUCGCAUUGGCUCCAUAUCUGCGAAGUCGGUAGCCCCUGCCAUGUCUUGGACACUCAUGCCGCAGGCCAAGCCGCAGCCAUGGAAGUCGACAGAGAUACCGUCACCUGCGAGCACCGAUACGCCGAUGCAGCCAACCGUGGUGGACCAUGAUGAGAUUCCCAAUAUGGUGCCGAACAACACACUCCUCAGCCGCAUUUCGGAAGUAAGCAAUGAGGAUGCAUCACUUAAGCGGCACUCCUUGGAGUCGUAUACUUCGCAUGGCACUCAUCAUGUUACGGCGGAUACUAACGAGGUGAACGACCAUGUGCAUGCAGAGCACCCUAUGCAUCUUAACCAGCUUGGCAUCCCCAUUAGCCGUACGAUGGAGCGUAGGAUGUCGCAAGACUUGCCGCACGUUCCCGAAUCUACGACGCACGCCUCGGCAGCGGCGCCGGCGCCGGCGGCGGUGGACGAGGAAGCUGCCACGCCCACACCGCAGGCCAAGCCAUUCACCGAGGCGGAGCAGCGGACGAGUGCGGCCUUCUUGCAAGCGCAUGAGCGUGAGAUGACAUCCACGUCGUCGCAGGUGGAGGAAAGCGACGUGACAGCAGACACCUCAGGACCGAUGGCGGCCAUGGUAGCAGGCAUUGCGGCCGGCGUAGGCGGUGUAGCUACGACGGCAGCGGCUGUGGGUGUCGCAGCGCACUCCGCAGGCGAAGCUGUCCUUUCGCCCAACGUCUCGAAUACAGACACGCCGGAAGCGGCGUCUGAACCACGUACUACAGACCCAAUGAACGAUGCUACGUCCGCCACCCAGCCAUCGACCGCAUCGUUGGUAGGCGUCGAAGAGGCGCAGCCAUGGACGGCCAAAGAGUCGAACAGUGCCGAGGCACCUUCAACCAACACAGCCCAGGCCCCUAGCCAAACGAUUCGUACACCUACGUCGGACUCGUUCAGUCUAACAAGCACGAGGAAUGAGGUGAGCAAGGCGCCUGUGCCAGCGACUGAGUCGAUGAUGUCUGUCUCGACCAUUCCGUCGGUCGAGAAUGCGUCCAGUAUGGCACUGGCAGGUCAUGGCGAUCCAUGGGCUUCGCCGGCCAAGUCCGCGGCCUCCUCGGGCUUGAACUCGCCUGUGAAGGACCAGCAAAUUUUGGCAGGCUUUGCGCAGCGUUCAGGACGUUGGGCACCGACGCCAGCCACAUCGGCCUUGCGGUCCAAGGACGCUGCUGUAAGCACGGCCUCUGUGGAUGAGAACGGAACUGCGUCAGGCUACGUGGAGGAACACUUGUCGGCACGGAUGCCAGCUCAUGAGACGGGCGAACUCUCGACCUCGAGUGUGGGCGAUAGUACAGUGGGUCGCACGCAGGAGGAGGCGUCGUUUGCAACGGCCAAGAUAGGCCCCUCGCCUCGCGCGGAGAAGCGCGCGAACGUUCUCGAGGAGACGUCCACGGCUCAGCCAGAACCUAGUUCAACGGAAGUCAAUGCUACAGUGGAAGAGGACGAUGAUGAUUGGGAUACGGUGCCGCCACUGCGGCCCAAGACCACAUCAAUGCCCAGCAGUGGCAGCACCAUUAAAUUUGUGGAAAGGACGUCAUAA